AUGCUACGUUCUCCUCGCCAGAAGAAGCCAAAGAUGGCCAAAGACGCCCCGAUCUUCCAGCGAGGGAAGCCCAGAGGCGAAGUGCGCUACCCUCCUCACGAAGACCCAAGCGGACGAUUCGCCCGUUACCAUCGUGACUUUCGCAUCCACCCGUGCGGGAACAUUGCCGACUAUCCAAGACACAUUCCGUAUAACAGCGACAAGAAAUCGUUCCAGGAUCGGACUGGGCGGGAGAGCUUUGAGGUCUUCCAGUAUACUUUUCAGAUGCCGGGAGAGGAGAAACAGUGGACGGUGAUGUGGGAUUACAACAUUGGCCUGGUCCGAACGACACAUCUGUUCAAAUGCAACGACUACUCCAAGACAACCCCAGCGAAGAUGCUCAACCAGAACCCAGGACUUCGUGACAUCUGCCACAGCAUCACAGGAGGCGCCCUCGCGGCACAGGGGUACUGGAUGCCCUACGAAGCCGCCAAAGCCGUAUCAGCAACCUUUUGUUGGAAGAUCCGAUACGCACUCACCCCCCUCUUCGGCGCCGAUUUCCCAGACCUCUGCACCCAUCCCGAAGACCGAGCCCGCUUCGGCCGCAUGAUUAUCGAUCCCUCCAUUGUCCAGAUAGCAACCGAGAAAGCAAACUACUACCGCACACUCGAGCUCCGGGGCAACCCCCUCCGAGCCGACUACGUCCUGCGCCCUAGUUCCGCCCCCGGCAUGGACAGAGACCUGGAAAGAGACAGGGCAGUCCUGGGCCGCCACAUCCUCCCCAAAGCCCACCACCACCAUCAUCACCGCAGCAACACCUCCACGUCCACUGAUACGUCUUUGAUGGGAUACGGCUCAUCGCCCGAGAUGGAAUACUACAGCAGCGGCACAGAACCAUACUGUCUUUCCCCUGUUAGUCCGAUCCGGAACUCGUUUACGCCUGUGAACACGCCUCGCAGCACGGAUAUCUACCCUCCCACCUCCUCCGCGCACUUCCACCCCCCAGAGCACGAUGUCAUCGCGUCGCUUUCCUCAUUGACUGCAAGAGCACGGAUCCGGAGACUCCGGGCAUCGGAGCGAGCAGGACCUGGCCCAAGACUGAUCCCCAGCUCUGUCCCAACCAGCAUGGCAAUAAUGCACGAAGACAGCACCAGCCUCACCCCAUUAGCAGAAGGGAGCGACAUCGACGCGGAUGCCGAGACAGACCCCGACGUAGAUGCCGAGCACGAUCUUGACCUCGACUACGAAAUCGGCUCGUCCGACGAAUCCUCCAUCUCGUCCACCGUCUCCUCAGGCACGAGCAGCAGCAUGAGCUUGAACAUCCCACAACCCGGCCCGGCCCACUUGUACCGGGGCGCCGAUAAUAACGGCUGCCAACCCUACCGCGACACAGACGAGGCGAUGGCCGACUACCACGCGCCAAAGCGGAUAGCAACAGCAGGAGCAGGGGACCGGAAGCGCGGUCGCGAGAAGAGAGUCCACCACCAACCGCAUGGCGGUCUCGCCGUGGAGACUGAGUCCUCGCUUUCCGGUCGGGCGCAGAAGCACGCACCGACCUCAUCGGACUCUAGACUCAUGUGCGAGAUGACCGCCGCCCAUGCCCUGAUCAGUCUCUUGCACAAUGCCACGGGGAGCGAUGCCGACUGCGAGCCUAGACGAGGGCCCGCCGUCAAGCAUGAAUGCGCUGGUGAGAAGAAUCGUCUCCUUGGUACUGGUGCCGGUGCCACCCUCAGCACCAACGUGCGCUUCGGGUCUGGACAGAAGAGACGCCGCGCGUCUGCUUGA
Molecule: messenger RNA, 1764 nt
Organism: Aspergillus mulundensis
Lineage: Eukaryota; Fungi; Ascomycota; Eurotiomycetes; Eurotiales; Aspergillaceae
Product: putative APSES transcription factor Xbp1
Exons: 4
Coding region: 1-1764 (587 amino acids)
Molecular function (GO): DNA binding
Source: RefSeq, a predicted model, not a curated record